This is a messenger RNA of Copidosoma floridanum, 648 nucleotides long. RefSeq names its product RNA polymerase I subunit RpI12 (gene RpI12). Gene Ontology annotation, cellular component: RNA polymerase I complex. Gene Ontology annotation, biological process: termination of RNA polymerase I transcription; DNA-templated transcription. The record is from RefSeq and is a predicted model, not a curated record. NCBI's taxonomy places the organism in Eukaryota, Metazoa, Arthropoda, Insecta, Hymenoptera, Encyrtidae. Gene Ontology annotation, molecular function: zinc ion binding; nucleic acid binding.
ACUAAUCUUGUAGAUAGACAAUGAAAAGUUUAAAUUUUCUUUGUUAUCUGCGGCAAGUUUACAGUUCAUCUUUGAUCUAAAAAUCGGCAUGUAAAAGUAUAAAUAUUCUACUUCUUCAGUAUAAGUAUAGUCAUUUAAUUUAUUUUGCAAACUGGUGUCAAAACAAAGCCAGUAGAAUUUUGAGGUUACCUAAAGCGAGCUUACGUUUUUACACUCGAAUAGGUAAACAAAAACAAAAUGUUAGAUGGAAAUCCACUAACAGUUGGGGAGGAUAACAGUACCGCCUCGUUUACGACGUCGCCAGGCUUUUGUCCAGAUUGUGGGUCAAUUCUGCCACUGCUCGACGACACCGGAGAUGGUGGUGUGACUUGUUACGCGUGUAAACGACGGUGGGGACCGAAAAUAUUUGGGGACAUGGCGUUUUCACACGUAGUUAAAUUUAAGGACGAAAAUACUUAUGCAUCAGCAACACAAACAGCAGAAGAUGAUGAUAAUGAUGCAGAUGGACCAAUUAUUGAUAGACGCUGUCCUAAAUGUAACAAUAAGCAAAUGUCUUACGCUACAUUACAGUUGAGAUCAGCAGAUGAAGGACAGACAGUUUUUUAUACAUGUACAAAAUGCAAAUAUAAAGAAAGUGAAAAUUCAUAA